This is a messenger RNA of Oryzias melastigma (Indian medaka), 2481 nucleotides long. RefSeq names its product gastrula zinc finger protein XlCGF57.1. NCBI's taxonomy places the organism in Eukaryota, Metazoa, Chordata, Actinopteri, Beloniformes, Adrianichthyidae. The transcript is spliced from 2 exons. Gene Ontology annotation, molecular function: RNA polymerase II cis-regulatory region sequence-specific DNA binding; DNA-binding transcription factor activity. The record is from RefSeq and is a predicted model, not a curated record. The coding region runs from base 183 to 1754 and encodes 523 amino acids. Gene Ontology annotation, biological process: regulation of transcription by RNA polymerase II.
AGCGCAGACUGCUGGAUAUCUGCUGGAAACCACAGCUUCAGCUCCACCACAUAGUCCUCCCCCAGUGUUAUGCAAGUCGAGAGGAGGAAUCUUCUAACCAGCAGAGGAAUUUAGGUGUUGAUCAAGAGGAACCAGAAGCUCCACAGAUUAAAGAAGAACAGGAGGAACCAGAAGCUCCACGGAUGAAAGAAGAACAGAAGGAACCAGAACCUCCACAGAUGAAAGAAGAACAGGAGGAACCAGAAGCUCCACAGAUUAAAGAAGAACAGGAGGAACCAGAAGCUCCACAGAUUAAAGAAGAACAGGAGGAACCAGAAGCUCCACGGAUGAAAGAAGAACAGGAGGAACCAGAACCUCCACAGAUGAAAGAACAGGAGGAACCAGAACCUCAACAGGUUAAAGAAGAACAGGAGAAACCAGAAGCUCCACAGAUUAAAGAACAAGAGGAACCAGAACCUUCACAGAUUAAAGCAGAACUGGAGGAACCAGAACCUCCACAGAUUAAAGAAGAACUGGAGGAACCAGAACCUCUACAAAUUAAAAAUGAGGUGGAGGAACCAGAACCUCUACAAUUUGUAGAGGAACAGAAGCAACCAGACGCUCCACAGAUUAAAGCUGAACAUGAAGAACAAGAAUUUAUACGGAUUGAGGAGAAACGGAAAGAAUCUGAACCUCCACUCACAAAAGAGGAGCAAGACGAUUUCUGCAUCAGUCAGAUUAAAGAGCAGCUUGAUCUGAAACAUACGAUUGAUACCUUGAUGAAGAUUCCUACUCAUGAGGAAAAUGAUCAAAAUGAAGCAGAUCUAAACAAUCAGCAGAAUUUUAAUUUACCCAAUAGUCGGGAUGAAGAAGGAAACCCACAUGAAGAAUCAACAUCAACUACAGUUGAAGAGACAGACCCACAGAACAGAGAUCAGAGGAAGAAAAGAGACAGAAGUCAUGUCCAAAGUGUGGCCAGCUCUCACAUGUCAGAAAGUCAGUGCGACUCUGAUGUUAGAAAGAAGUUCAAGAAUGAAACCUUUGUUAAAAAAGACCAACAAUCCCCAAACGAAAACAGACUUUAUUUUGUAAAGGCUGGUGAAAACCCAGGAAUUGUUAGUAAUCACUUUUUCUACUUGAAAAAAGAAUCUGAUGGAAGUCUUUAUUUGUGUACAAAAAGUGGUGAAAGUUUUGGUCACUUGUCCGAGUUCAGAAAUCACGUGACAACUCACAUAGAACAGAAGCCUUUUUCUUGUUUGCAAUGUAAUCAACUGUUUAAUGACGUAGUUCAUUUAAGGAACCACCUGAGAACUCAUAGCGUAGAAAUGACUUGUACACAAUGUAACAAAAGUUUUUGUUCCGUAAGUAGUCGCAAAAGACACAUGAGACUUCACGUGGGAGAAAAGAGUUUUUCUUGUAAACAAUGUGACCAAAAAUUUUCUUACCAAUGUAAUCUCAAAAGACACAUUAGAUGUCAUACUGGGGAAAGGCGGUUUGUUUGUCAACUAUGUGCAAAACGUUUUAGUGAAGGGUUUCAACUCAGAGCACACAUGAAAAUGCACACAGGAGAAAAGCCCUUUUCAUGUAAAGAGUGUGCAAAAUGUUUUAGAGAAGCGUUUCAUCUCAAAAGCCACAUGUUAAGUCAUACAGGAGAGAAGCCCUUUUUGUGUAAAGAAUGUGAUAAACGUUUUACUCAGGCAGGUAGUCUCAAAAAACACAUGAGACUUCAUACAGGAGAAAAGCCUAUUCGAAACAAGUCAUUAAGAACUGUAUGAAAUGCUUAAAACUAAUCUGCUCUUCCUUACUGAGACUUCAUAGUCUCACUCCAACUAUAUUUUUUCUAUUGUAUACUUUGCAUCCCUUCACCGCCAGGGUUACCCUAUUUUAAAAAAAAGGGCUAUUUCAGAGAACCUUGCCUCUACAAAUGUCCCUACAAUUGGAGCGGUAGGGGAAUAGUUCUGUUUUGAACAUAAUAUUCUAAGAUAAAAAAAAUUGUUUUCAUAAUCUAUAAGCGACAAUGAUCACAUUUUGCAAAAUUAGGGAUUGUGUACUUAAUUUCAUAUAUUGAAUUGAUAGACAAAAUUGUUUAACUUGUUCAUCAAAGCCAUUUGUUUCGAUAUACCUCUUAAUAAAAAUGUGUUAUUUUUAAUCAGGAAGUUUUGAUUUGAUUUUAAGGAAAUUUUUAUCAUUUUUUUGUUGGUUGAAUUUAAUUUGAAGAUUUUUGUACUUUUAUUAUAUUUCUUAAAAGUUGUUGAGUUAACCUUUGUGGUUGUAGUUUAUACUGAGACAAUGUUGUUUAAGUCUAUGUGUUGCCAUGACAACAUAAAAAUAUUUUUACACAUCUCUAAUUUUAGCACACCUUUAAAUGUAAUUGUGAAUUUUCUGGGGUUUUUUUUCAAUAUAAAAUCAUUGCAAUUUAUUUUUUGUUGUGAGGAAAAAACAGUUAAGUGAAAAAAAGAUUUUUCCAAAAAUGUAUUAAUAAAGAGGUGGAUAAAGAAACAG